Messenger RNA from Maudiozyma barnettii, 3426 nucleotides. RefSeq names its product chitin synthase I (gene CHS1). The record is from RefSeq and is a predicted model, not a curated record. NCBI's taxonomy places the organism in Eukaryota, Fungi, Ascomycota, Saccharomycetes, Saccharomycetales, Saccharomycetaceae. Gene Ontology annotation, cellular component: cell periphery; cell septum. The transcript has a single exon. Gene Ontology annotation, molecular function: chitin synthase activity. The coding region runs from base 1 to 3426 and encodes 1141 amino acids.
AUGAACAAUAAUAAUAAUAAUACUAAUGGUAUUCGAAAUCCAUACCAACAAAGAAACAUAUCAAAUGAUUCAAGUUAUCAGAGUAGUAUACAAUUAACUCCAACAGAACCAUUACAAUAUGUUACCAAUAACAACAACAAUACUAAUAAUUAUAAUAAUAGUAACCCACAUGAAAAUAAUAUUCCUGCAUCAAAUUUGCCUUCCCGUAAUUAUAGCAAUUUUGUAAGUCAUCAACCUACUUACGACAAUAAUAAUAAUAAUACCCAGACUAAUAACAAUAUUAAUAAUAAUGUUAUGGCACCACAAGAAUAUAAUGAUGUAUUUAUAUCAAAUACAACACAACAACCACAAAGAAGGGUACAACCACCAAAUAUUAAUAUUACACCUGCUUCCAUUGUUGCUAGUGAAUCUACACAACAAGGUAUAGAUUCUCCAAAUCCAAUAUAUUCUAGUUUAAAUCAAAGACCUCAAACAAAUUAUUUUAAUGAUGAAAAUUAUUACCAAAAUACGAAUUCUGCAAAUAAUUUAGAAUAUCCAUCUAAUAGUCAAUCGAAUUUGGUAGAUAGAUCAUAUUCACCAGAUCGUAAUGGUGCUUCACCAAGUAUUAUGUCCAGUGAUGAAGAUACAAAACCAAUCUUACCAUAUAAUGGGCAACCACAGUCGACAGAUCAUUUUGAUCCUCUGGCGUAUCGUGAUCCAUAUGACACUAGUAAUCAUGAUCUAAACGAAGAUAUUGAAAAUAGUUAUAUAGAUCACAAUGGUAAUGACUAUGAAAUUAAUUCUUACCUGGAUAGAAAUGGUAAUAUGAUUGAUCCAUAUCAAUUUGCUAAUAACGGUGCUGACGAUAAUGAGAAUUUUUUGAAUAAACCAUACAGUCGUACAAAUCAUUUCGAUUAUUCAUAUAGUGAUGGUGAAAACAGUGCAGAAGGUAGUGAUCUUUCUUUAACACAUCGUGAUUUAGGUGAGUAUGAAAAUGAUGACUUUCAUAAUGAUUUAACCACAUUGGACAAAAUGGCUAGAGAAAAGACUCAAUCAUUGAUUUCAUCUGCCGAUUCUAAGGAAAUGCUUUUCUCAACAGAAGAUGAAGAUAAAAUAUUGAACAAUGAUGGUAGUAACAAAUGGUUACCAAAGAGAGAAGCUACUGAGGUAAGAAAAUUUAAAUUAUGGAGAGGUAAUUUUAUCUUCGAUUCUCCAAUAAGUAAAAAUUUGAUUGACCAAUAUAGUAAGGCUGUAGAUAAUCCAAGUCUAUUGUCAAAUGAAUUUAAAUUUAUGAGAUAUCAAGCAAUAACGUGUGAACCCAAUCAAUUGGCUCAGAAUAACUUUACGGUUAGACAAUUGAAGUACCUAAGACCAAGACAAACAGAAAUGAUGAUUGUUAUUACGAUGUAUAAUGAGGAUCACAUCUUACUGGGUAGAACACUAAAAGGUGUUAUGCAAAAUAUAAAACAUAUGGUCCGUAAGAAGAACUCGAGUUCAUGGGGCCCAGAUGCUUGGAAAAAAAUUGUGGUUUGUAUUGUCUCUGAUGGUCGUUCCAAGAUAAAUGAAAAAUCGUUAGCUUUAAUAAGUUCUCUUGGAUGUUAUCAAGAUGGGUUUGCAAAGGAUGAGAUUAAUGGUAAAAAAGUAAAUAUGCAUGUUUACGAGCAUACCACGAUGGUUAAUAUAGAUAAUAUUGGUGAAGAUUCCGCUGAACUAGUUGCCAACGAAACUACUGUUCCUGUACAAUUGUUGUUUGCCUUAAAGGAACAAAACCAAAAAAAGAUCAAUUCUCAUAGAUGGGCCUUUGAAGGUUUUGCUGAACUAUUACAACCUAAUAUUGUAGUACUACUUGAUGCAGGUACCAUGCCUGGUAAAGAUUCUAUCUAUGAAUUAUGGAGAGAAUUCCGUGCACCAAAUGUUGGUGGUGCCUGUGGUGAAAUUAGAACCGAUUUGGGUAAAAACUUCAAAAAUCUGGUUAACCCAUUGAUUGCGUCUCAAAAUUUUGAAUAUAAGAUGUCAAAUAUUUUAGAUAAGACAACGGAAUCUAACUUUGGUUUUAUUACUGUGCUACCAGGUGCAUUUUCGGCCUAUAGAUUUGCUGCUGUUCGUGGUGAACCUUUAGAAAAAUAUUUCUAUGGGGAGAAAGUUGCUGAAGAAGGAUUACAUUUCUUCUCUUCAAAUAUGUAUUUGGCUGAGGAUCGUAUUUUAUGUUUUGAAAUUGUCGUGAAAAAGAACGCAAGCUGGGUUCUAAAAUAUUGUAGAAGUUCGUAUGCAUCUACAGAUGUUCCAGAAAGAGUUCCGGAAUUCAUUUUACAAAGAAGACGUUGGCUAAACGGUUCAUUCUUUGCAGGUGUUUACUCAUUUGCCCAUUUCUAUAAAAUUUGGACUAGUGGACAUAAUAUUGGUAGGAAAUUCCUGUUAAAUCUCGAAUUUAUUUAUCUGUUAUUCAAUACUGUUGUGGCAUGGUUCCAAUUGAGUUCUUUCUUUUUGGUUUUCAGAAUUUUAACAUUGUCAAUAGCUGUUUAUUAUAAUGCUGUUUUUGGUAUUUUAUCAGUUGUCUUCUUAUGGUUAUAUGGUAUUUCUGUCUUUUCGACGUUUAUUUUGUCGUUAGGUAAUAAACCACCCAGUACAGAGAAAUAUUAUGUUUUGAAUUGUUUCUUCUUUGCUGUGUUAAUGGUUUACAUGAUUUUCUGUAGUGUAUUCAUGAGUGUUAAAUCCUUCGAAAGUAUUCUAAAUUCUGAUAAUAUCACAUUUAAAGGUCUAAUUUCAAAAGAAGCUUUUAGAGAUCUAGUAAUCUCUAUGGGUUCCACAUAUGUGUUGUAUUUUGUCAGUUCUAUCAUUUAUCUUCAACCAUGGCACAUGUUUACCAGUUUUGUUCAGUAUAUUCUGUUAAGUCCAUCAUAUAUUAAUGUUUUAAACAUUUACGCUUUCUGUAAUGUUCAUGAUAUUUCUUGGGGUACGAAGGGUUCGGUGGCUAAACCAUUGGGUAAAAUUACAACCAAGGAAGAUGGUACUUUCAAGAUGGAAAUUUUAGUGUCCAGUGAAGAGAUUCAAUCCAAUUAUAACAAAUAUAUGAAUAUUUUAAGUCAACCUGAGCAAAAAGAAGAGAUUUCCAAAGAAGCAUCGCUAGAGGAGAAGAAACCAGGUUAUUAUGCCAAUGUUAGAUCUCUUGUUAUUAUCUUUUGGGUUAUGACUAAUUUCGGUGUGUGUGCGGCUGUGUUGGAAACUGGUGGAAUUGGUGAUUACCUUUCUAUGAGAAGUGCCCGUAAAAAUAAUACUACAGGGACAGCUUUAUCUGCCACCGAUAUUGAAAGACCAUUACUAACUAACAAGGCUACCGUAUAUUUUACUAUCAUUUUGUAUCUAGUUGCAUUAUCUGCAUUGAUUAGAUUUAUCGGUUGUUCCGUAUACAUGGUGGGUAGAUUCUUUAAGAGAAUGGGACGUAGAUGA